Panicum hallii is the source of this 647-nucleotide messenger RNA. RefSeq lists its product as uncharacterized. Gene Ontology annotation, biological process: positive regulation of organ growth. The transcript is spliced from 2 exons. The record is from RefSeq and is a predicted model, not a curated record. Bases 29 to 388 code for a protein of 119 amino acids. Lineage: Eukaryota; Viridiplantae; Streptophyta; Magnoliopsida; Poales; Poaceae.
CUCCCGUGCGCGCGCCUUGGGCGGCACCAUGCAGGCGAUGCCGCCGCAGGAACCGGCGGCGGCGCCGGCGAUGGACGGGGGCAAGGUGGCGGCGCUGCUGGCCGCGGCGGCCGCGCUGCUGCUGCUGCUCCCGCUGGCGCUGCCCCCGCUGCCGCCGCCCCCGGCGCAGCUGCUGCUCGUCCCCGUCGUCAUGCUGCUGCUCGUGGCGUCCCUCGCCUUCUGCCCCGCCGCGAGCGGCGGCGGCAACCUCGCCGCCGCGGACCACGGGUCGUUCGGGGCCAGGGAGUGCCUGGACCGCCGCACCUGUGCUGAGCCUAGCUCGCGCGCAGCCAUGGUGCGGACUGCGGAGAGGGAUGGACUGGAUUCUGGAGAAAAAUGUACAUGGUAAUCUAGAUCAUGGUGGGUGGGUUUUCGGAGGAUCGAAACUGCACAAUUGAUCGGAGAUGAAUCAUGGCAGCAAUCUGGCGUCGAUGACACGAGCGUCUUUGGUUCGCGAGGCCAGAUCUCAUUUGACACGCACCAAUGCGUCUGGUGCUUGAGGCGCGUUGCUCGCACCACGUGGCCUGACCUCGGACAGCAUGCAGGGCAAUCUCUCUCUCUCUCUCUCGUGUGCUAUAAUCACUGUAAAAAUUGAUCUGUAGCAACGU